CAACUUCUGUCUCCCUGCUUCUUUCUAUCAGUCUCUCGCCUUUCUGUCUCACUCUCUCCAGCACUGAAACCUCGCAUUGGUAACUUUUUGGGACACAAAACUUAGUUUCUUCGAUUUUAUCCCAGUUUCACGCCACUUGUGGGAAAGUUUUUGUGUAAUUUUAGACCCGCUGUGAUUUGGCUUAAGACAAUUUUUUGUUUUUUUGCUGUAUGAUUUGAGUGUUGCCUCCACUUUCUUUUCUCAUAAUCAACUCGGGUCAAAAACAGGACUUGACAAGGAGCUACAUACUUGUUUCUAUGGUAACACAGCAUUCCCAGAGCCCUUGAAAGACUGAAGAUUAUCAGUGAACAUCCAGCAACUUCAAAGACUAAGGAAAACUACCCUAACUUCGCUGAAGUCACAGAAGAAACUUUUUUGGUAAACUACAGUCGCUAUCUUCACCAAUGAGCAGUCAGACCAGCCUCAGGGAGGGGGCCUCUCCAUCACGGCCCAAUCAGAGGACAUUUCUGGAUGAUGUCAUAUUAACGUUCACCUCACCAAUGGCCUGGCUGAUGGUCGUGGCCCUUAUCAUCACGUGGUCAGCAGUGGCUAUUGUUUUGUUUGAUCUGCUUGAUUAUAAAACUCUAGCAGACUACACCUCAUACUGUGACGACCCCGUGUGUUUACCUCCUGGCCUCCCUCCCCCUGCCGCCAUUGGGAAGAGAAGUAUGAGGACUAGAGGUGGAGUUCGUCCAAUAAAAUCAAGCUCUGCUGGAGUCUCACCUCAGGAGAGCACUGAUUGGCUGGAGAUGAUGUGGGCAUUUGCAGCCAGUCUGGUAGCUCCUGAUGAGGAGGAGGAAGGUAUUCAUCAUCUAACCGAAAGCCUCACAUCUUUCCACUCAGAGGAUCUCUGAGGGACAGGAAGUGGAAAAGGACAAGAGCUGGAGGAGAGAGGACAGAAAGGUUGAGACGGCUGUUACAGUGUUGCACAUUAUAUCACAGUAAUGUUUUUUCUGUCUGUUCAACGGUAACUGAUGAUUUAAUUUGAUGAAUAAAAGAUUCCAAAUCGAAA
Molecule: messenger RNA, 1051 nt
Organism: Oreochromis aureus
Lineage: Eukaryota; Metazoa; Chordata; Actinopteri; Cichliformes; Cichlidae
Product: triadin
Exons: 7
Coding region: 444-893 (149 amino acids)
Cellular component (GO): membrane; sarcoplasmic reticulum
Molecular function (GO): signaling receptor binding
Source: RefSeq, a predicted model, not a curated record